CUUCCUUCCCUUCCUCUUGACACACACACACACACACACACACACACACACACACACACACACACACACACACACACACACACACACACACACACCAGGAGCUAUGAAUGGGUAGUCAGCUCCUCGUAUUUCGCUCCGCUGGUGAGUACCACGCCAGUCAGAGUGGAGACUGAGCCGAGCGCACAGCUACAGUCAGUGACCUGCUCCUUCCACGAGAAAUAACUAAAACUAUAAUUUUAUUUUUUGAUAUCUACGUUGAGAAAACACUGCUGAAAAUCUCUGACAAUCAGUGAUUUAUAGCUUGUUUUCCUCUGAGGAUUUACUUUGCGCGCAAAGUCACCAUGGCGCAUUUUACGCACUGCAGGUAACCAGCAACUUGGAGGCUCAAACAACCAAAAACAUGGAUUAAACUGCAACCAACUACCCCCCUACCCCAGAAGAGCUGAAAUGGCGGCACUUCGCAGGAAAUUUGGAGAAGACUACCAGGUGGUCAACACAAACCGGGCCACCACUUUCUCCGCUCCGGUAAAGAAGAAACGCCAGCGCUUUGUGGACAAGAACGGUCGCUGUAAUGUCCAGCACGGGAACCUGGGAGGAGAGACCAGCAGGUACCUCUCUGACCUCUUCACCACUUUGGUAGACCUAAAGUGGAGAUGGAACCUGCUCAUCUUCAUCUUAACUUACACGAUCGCGUGGCUGGUCAUGGCAUCAAUGUGGUGGAUCAUCGCGUACAUAAGAGGAGAUCUAAAUCACGGCCACGACUCGUCCUACACUCCCUGCGUGGCAAAUGUUUACAACUUCCCCUCAGCUUUUCUGUUCUUCAUCGAAACCGAGGCCACCAUCGGCUACGGUUACCGGUACAUUACAGAGAAGUGUCCAGAGGGGAUCAUCCUCUUCUUGUUCCAGUCUCUGCUGGGCUCUAUAGUGGACGCUUUCCUCAUCGGCUGCAUGUUCAUUAAAAUGUCCCAGCCGAAGAAACGCGCAGAGACGCUCAUGUUCAGUCAGGACGCGGUGAUUUCACAGAGAGACGGGAAACUGUGCCUCAUGUUCCGCGUGGGAAACCUGAGGAACAGCCACAUGGUUUCCGCGCAGAUCAGGUGCAAACUCAUAAAGGUAAGAUUUGGUAUCCCUGAAAACGGAGAAAAGAAACGAACAGCAUUUAUGAUCAUAAGAUCAUAUAAAUACUUAGUGUACCUGAUUUAACUUCAAUCUUUAAUCCAUAAGUUGAUUUUUAGUCAUUCCCUCUUUUGAGAUUUGCCUUUUUACCUUUCCCAAACGUUUUUCCAAGCACUUUGCAACACUGGCAAGGAAAACUUUCACUGAAACCUCAAGCACAACCAGACUCAAUGGUUCUCAGCCAUCUGCCAUGACCAAAUGAGCCAAUAAAGUCCGGUUUUUACUCCUCUUUUAUUUGAGGGCACCAUUUUCUUUUAAAGACUUGUAGGAUUUAACUGUAGCUCAACAUGAAUUGUGAAAUCUUAAAAGAAAAGUUAAAUAUAUAUUUUCGCCACAGUGGCUGCGCUCUCAAUUGACAGACAGUAUUUUGAGGAUCUCUAAUUUCCUCUCAUCUAAACUUUUUAGGGGAAAGAAAACAGUUGCAUGAAAUAUACCAACAGUAAGGGUUAACCUUUCUCCCACAAAGCUGAACCGCAUCAGUUUGAUCCACACAAUACACACCUUGUUAAACAAAACUGGCUCAUAGUAGCAUUACUAUAAUCCUGCAGCUGCAGGAUGAGAGAAAGCCAGGUGCAUCGCAGAAACACAGAGAUAAGAGAGCAGGCUGCAGUGUGGAUGGUCCACAGUGUGUGUGGUGUCAAUUCCUCUUCAGCUAAAGACACCUGCACAGACAGAUGUGUGUCAGUAAGUGGAUGUGACAGAGAUAAAAGGGCCCUGAAGAGGAGAGUGGGUGAGUUAGACACUCGCAGAUCAGACAAGUCAGUGAAACAGCUCUGAAGACAUGAACCAGUGCUGUUAACUUUAAUGAGCAAGUUCAUUAUUUGGUUUCUUCCUCUUCUAUAGGAUGUUUUCUACACGCCAGGGGUUCAACACCAUUUGAACUCCAUAAUGAAAAGCAAAAAGUUCACAGUGUUAGCCAUUAUGUCCUGGGUUUGAAUUCCUUUCACCACUAAUGAAGAACUCAGCACAUUUUGGUGAGAAAGGCUAAUGAACCCCUCACUCUGAAAAUAACCAACAGCCCAGAAAAUGACCACAAACAGCAGCAGGCUCCACUAGCCUCUGCUUUAAUUAUCAUAAUAGAGCUUCGUUCAGCCACAUCCAUGUUCAAUGUGCAAAAUGGCCCAUAAAGAAGACAAACAGCACUGGUGCGGGGAGCUUGUUUCUGUCUGUGCUCUCCUCUGUGCAGCCCAGCGUCGCACAGCUUAAUGAUGCUUGCAGGCGGUGGAAGAGGAGAGGAGAGGGAAGGCAGGGGGCUAUUCCAUGGUUACAAGCGUGGAGGGAGUGAGCAUUCACCAUAAAGUACAAUCACACCUCUCUGGUGUGAAUUUCAGCUCAUCAGCACAACUGGAGCUCAGAAUAUUCAGACUUCAAAUGUGUUCAAGCUUACAGGGAAGAUAUUUCAAAGCAAUGGCACCAAGAACUGGAGGGAAAAAUAAGACAGAUCUGCGUUAUUUCCAUCACACUGCAAAAUAAUUGAAGCUCUAAGAAUCUUUACUGUGCUGAGUGGUUCUGCGUGUGCCUUUACUUCUUGGAAAUAUAAUCAGUAUUGUGCUCAAUACCUCUCUGCCAAUCCCAUAUCAUUUUUACACCACCUCUGUCUGUGUAAUACAAUAAAUGCAGCAUCCACUGUGUGCCCCUGCUUUUUUUUCCUCUUUUGCUUCAGGGCUUUGUGGUCUAACCUUAUUCUUUCGCUUCAAAGACUCCUUACCGUGACACCGUUUUUGCAGCACUCUGCCACAGCACAGAACACACAGACUCAGAAAAUGAUAGAAGUAUGUGAACUUAAGUGCAUGAAAAAAAACAAAAAACAAUUAGGCUUAUUAAACUUAAGAUGUGACACACUACAUAUACUGCUUAAACCAUUUUUCAGUCUGAAUGUUGCAAUGCCUGUACAGAAAUGUUGGUGGUGCUGUUGAACUGCAACCCUCUUCAACUUAUGCCUUGACAUUUAAAAUAGUCGGGCAUCACCGGCAGAUGAUUCAGAGUUUGUGUAAAGGUUUUUUCUGCCUUUUUUAAGAGAGUAAAUGAACAGCUCUGACAUCCAACUGAACCAGGUGCUCUCAAAUUAUCCAUCAAAUCAAAACAAAUCUGUUCAAUCAUUGGCCAUACUUCCAGAAAGUACUGAUUAUAUAAGUCUUCCCCAAAAAAACUUUUUCCUUACUUUCAUGUAAAACUUUGAAUCGUACCCAUGAGCUGAGUACCUACUAAGACUGAUCUAAACCAUGUUUCAUGAAUCCACUGAAGUAUAGUUUGCAUCAGUCCAUCAUGUAAUCAAAGUUAAAAGCUUUUAUCUCUCUUGAGAACUUGAAGCUCAAAGCACAUCAGUUGAUUCAAAUACAUACAGUAGCUUUGAUUGGCUGAUUAUUGUCUCUUUAAGUAACUGAAAGAGUUUUCUUACAUAUAUGAAAUACCCUGAAAUUCACACUAAUGCUGUUUCAUUUUAUCUAAUAGUCUGGAUUUAAGCUUGUGACGGAAAAGAUAAAGAGAUUGUUUUGUUCAUAGGGCAGCUAAAAUUAGCAUAAACUGAGGUCCUCACAGGAGCUUUAAGUGGUCCAUGUGAACCAUCAGAGAACCUGUGGCUUCAGUGAUACCAUGGAUAAUUAAGAAGCUUUUAUCUGAGGUGUUCAUCUUCUAUUUGAAGUACUUUGUAUUUGAAUGUAAAAAUAAGGAGCAUAAAUGUGCUGAAUAGUCUUUACUCCUUCAGAUAAAAUGUUCUUCUUUGUUUCUUGGUGGCUCAUGAGGUACAAGAGCCACCCAAAUAAUGCUCCGGUCCACCAGCCCCCUCCAGCAGACUUGCGGCAGACCUUUCACACAUGAACCCUUGAUGGUUCCCAGACCUGGGGGUGCUGACAUUCUCCAGACUUUCUCUUUUACACACGUCCCCUCUACAGCAGAGGAUUAGAUAGAGUCUAACUCAUUUUGACAAGAGGAGGGUUUUUUUCUUCAUCAUCAGUGACUGUACCUAUGUGAAUAUUACUAAAGCAUGUUUCAGCAAUGCAAACACAAAAGUGGAAAUCAAAGGCAAAUGAGGAAUGCAGUUAAGAGUAUAAAGCAGUGAAACUUUGAAUAGCUGUGUUUACAUGGGCACAAAAAAAUCGGAAUAAAUGAAAAAAUGCGUCAUGUAAGCAUGAUGAUCGGAAAAUUCUGAUCCAAUUCGGCUCAAUCGGAAAAAAAUUGUGUCAAAAUCAUUAUUCUGAAACGCGUCCAUGUAAAGUUUCUAACCUGACUCGGUCUACACUCUUUGCUUAUUGAGGCCAGCACAUGAGGUUUCAUUUUUAACACUCUGGCAUAAAACACAACAGCAGGUGCCGUGUCUGCUCCUCCGGUAACAUAACAAGACGUACAUACAGUGCAAUGAUGUCACAUCGACAGUGCAAACUUUGACAGAACAGUAAAAUAAGUAAGCAAGGGCGCCAUCUAGUGACAACAUUUAACAGGGGGGAAAUCCUGAAUUGGAUGAAGUGAGUCACUACCGCGUUUGUUGGUUUGUUGACAGCAUGGGCGUAAAUACAACUCUUCUUCUGCAACUGUUUUAGUGAAAUUAGACAUCUCUGCAUGUCCAAAUGCUUCUAAUCUGGUGCAUAUUUACACACGUCAUGAUCGGAUUAUUUGAUUUUGCGCCUAUACAAACAGUGGAUUCAGAUUUUCCGAUCCCUCAAAUUUUUUUAUCAGAUCAAGAAAUUUUGCCCAUGUAUAAAUGGCUAAUGAUGCCAAGAACACAGACUUGCUUAUGCAGACUUUGAACUGAGGGGUUUGCAAGAAGCUGAGAGUGUAAUAGGUGUGUGAAAAGGCUUUACAAAGGGUGCAGUUUCUUCACUGGACUUCACUGACAACACAAACUGUGGUCACUUACCCAACAAUCCAGAAAUCUCAGUUCAAAAAGUACUCACCUGUCUAAUAGCAGCUCACAUUCCCAAGCUGUUUUACAUCCUGUCAAACAGUGAACACACCACCCGUGUGUGCUGAGCUCAAACCAAGUCAAGCAACUGGACAUUGGAGUUCAACUUUUCAGUGUGUGUAAAGGGGUGAGGUUUGAUUGUUGACGUCUGUUUUCAGAGAGCAAAAGUUAUGUAACCUCAGUGUUUCGUACAGGUCUUGCCCUAGAGGCUAAAUGAUGUCCUUUUCAAAUGCUAUAAAUCAAAAUUCUGAGUAAAUGUUGACUUACCUUCUUUAGUUCAAAUAAAAUGGACAAUAGUGCUGAAUCUGGAUUCACUGCUGAUAAUGGAACCGCUUAAACUGGAACGACUUGUUGCCCAGCUGUGUUUGGACCAUUAUGUUGGUGCGCCAGAGCCCUGCUUAACUGUCAUGCAUGAUCACUGGUUGACAGCAGACAGCAUGAAGAAGGGAGAGAUAGACCAAUGGGAGCUGUCAGAAAGAGUCCAAACCAAGAUGAGAUGAAAUGCAGCUUUGCAGGGCAUCCAUGACAGCCUCAGAGGGCACCCUGGUGGAACAUCCAUGCUGAAAAUAUGGCUCUGGUCUUACUGGGAGAGUGGACGGAUGGUGAGAGAGUGGAGAAAUUGAUUGAAAGCGAUGGCAGGGGGAAAGCUGGAGAGACUUAAAAGAAACUACUAACAGGUUUUAAAAAUAUUUUCAUUGUAUGAGCAGUGCCUUCUAUUUCAGAGACUAACAAGGGAGUGAAAUCCCCCUCACUGUAUAUCCCCUCCGAGGAUUGCCACAUACACCAUUCACUGAAGCCAGGAUUGAUUUCCAUUUCUUUUCUGAUAAGAAUAGUGAUGCAAUUAUACUAUCGGGUUGUGGAGGGCUGGAGAGAGGCAUAAAACCCUGAAGUCAUUUGCAAACCAGAGAGUGAGAAACCAUGGCACUCUGGACUGCAUACGUUCCUGCCUUCACAGAUGAGAAUACAUGAGAAUACGUCAGAGGAUUCAAAACAAAGACAUGCAGACUCAGACUUUCCACUCAUGGCUUCUAUCUGAGGCGUCUGUACUUUAAGCAUUUCUAUUCUUUAUGAACUUUUCUUCUUCAGGCUCUUUACAAUCAAUGUACAGCCCUGUUAGUGUUCUCCACUCUCAGGCAGAAAUCAAAGGCAGCACAGUGACAACAAAACACGUCUUUCGCCAAGAACAUUGUGACACUGUCUCUGCCUAAGUCUCUGAGUGUCACAUAGAGGAUUAACAUGAGGAGAAACACAGCAUAAGACGCAGGAAGUAGAUUUUCAGCAGGAGCCUCCAGUCACUUUUAUCCUGGUUUCACUCACCUGAUAACUACACAAGCCUGUCUAAUUUUUAAUAUGAGUGCAGCUUAAGCAUCCGGAGUCACCUUAUCAGUACUGCUUCAGAGGACUCUUUGGUACAUUCACGAGAUAAAUCUGGCAACUUUUCAAUUGUGAUGAACCAUCUUGAUAUGUUUUUUUUUCUUUUUUCUGAGCAUCUAAAGAAACAUUCAGAUGUCCUCCUGAGGCAAACCUUUGACAAAUAAAGUAAGAAAGACGGCAUCAUGGAGGAGCUCUUGAGAUCCAGUUUAGUGCUUCUGCUCAGCCCUGCUUCCACUUUAGACAAAGAUUUCAGGGUAAAAUCCCUCAAAAGAAUGCCAGUAUGCCAUCACCUAUUGACUCCCUGUCCUUUCUCAAGCUCAGUGAUGGCAGUCGCAACAUAAAAAUACUACGUUUGAGCAGCUUCAUAGACCUUAACCUUAAUUUUGUACCAGGCUGUAAACACUGUUGUUCUUGCUGUAAAAAUGGGCAUUUCAAACUGGGUGCCAGUGGGACUGCUUCAGGCCAUAGACUGUAUAUAGAUUGAACACCGUCUGCCUCCUCACUUGGUGAAGCCACCACAAGAACAGCACCCUCUGGUGAUGGGCUGCAGUAUAGGUCAUAAAUCCCACCUCCUCCAGCAAUCCCUAUGGGACUGUGGACAAACUUAAGAAAUUUAUUACACAGAAAAUCCCCCCCCCCCUUUGUGCUCAAGUUUCUGUACAGCUCCAUUUUUAAAUGUUAUUAGGGGGUUCAUGUUUUCUAUGAUUGACACUUGAUACAGCCUACGGGCGUACACAGAUUGUGCAGCUCACCCGGGCAUAAGCUGUUUGAGCAGAUUGUCAUCACAGCGACUCACGGCAACUCGCCUGCCGAAUGUGUACAAUGCAACUGCACAAGUAGUGGUUUCAGGAAGUGGAGAAAAUCUCAGAAAUACAGAGAGCAUUUCAGCUUCAAAAUCUUAAAAAUGGCGUCCAUAGUAUAUAUAGUCUAUACUUCAGGCUUUUGGGGCCCCCUCUAGUGGACACGCGAUGAACUGCAGUUAUUUUCUUUUUAUUUUUUGUACUUCUGCAGCAGCUUACAAUUUCAAGCUGCCCUGUGAACGCAUUAAUGAAUGUCAUCAGCUCGGUGCAUGCUCCAGAAAAAAGGUUGUACCCAGAACAUUUUGGGGGCUGGCAUUUCCUGUGAGGGCAUCAUGAGUGUAGAUGAGAGACUAUGAAUCAAUGGCAGAUAUAACCAAAGCUUCUUCAUGAAUAGAAAAUAUUAGUGAUUUAAGUACAAGCUAUGAUGAUGGUUUAGAUAGCUUUGCACUCAAAUCGAUGUAAACUGCAAAUGUUACUGUGUCUAUUAGGUAAAGUUGUAUGGAUAAACUGUUGUAAGUUGGAAUAUUAAAUUUAGAGAGUAGCGUAGAGGAUGGACUUGUAGUUUACAGAAGUCAAAGUUCCCACCCACUUACUGGUGAAAGUUAGUGUUGAUUUUCUCAUUGUGGUUACUUCUGGUUAAACGUUUUCUAAACAUUUGUCACAAUUAUUAGCUUAAUGAGUUUUAAUUUAGGAGUGCCAGAGAUCUAAAAAAGUGAUCAGUUGUUAAAAGCUGGACAAACUAUAAUGCAGACCUUGAUCAUGUUUAUAAACACCUAUCUUAGGGUGACCAUAAUUUAAUAACCGAAAACCAGGACAAAAACCAAUACUCAGCUUGGCAAUGAGAUAUUCUAUAACUUUAGUUUUCUUCUUCAUCCUAAAAAACAAUGAAAACUCUGACAUUUUCAUCACUUAAUAGAAAACAACCAGGAGGGCCAGGACAGAAUGUAAAAACAGGACGUGUCCUGGGAAAACACCCUAUAGCAUAUCUCAUUAAGACCUUAAGAAAGAAGGUUUAUCUUCAUCAAGAUGAGUAAAUCUGGAAAACCCUCCUCUCUCAUUUUGAUUAAAUCCUUUUUUGUGGCAUUUUUGUACACCCAGAAAAGAUAUUUUAGCUAUUCUUACCAGAUAAAUUGGCAAAUGCAGGUCCUAAUGAUUCAUGGGAACUGAGCUGCUGGAUCAGCACCAAUGGAGAGCUUUGUUGUAUUGAAAUGAGGAGGACUUUCUAAUUUGUAACAACUCAUUUUAAAUAUUGGUGGGGCCAGUUGCAACACAGAAGUGAUGUUUUUCUGCCCUUAAAUUGUACCAGGACAUUCAAUUCUGCACAUCUGGUUCAGCAGGCAGCUUUGAUGAGCUGCUUUCGAAUGCCUCCUUUAUAACAAUUAAACAAGAAACAUUUUAAUUGUAUCAGCUUAUUCAUGAAUUGGCUGUAUUAAACACUGUGUGGGCGAUUGUGAAGCAAAACUGAGGAACACAGCUGAGUUUUAACAGGCUGUGACGGAGUAAACAAGCUGUGUAUUUCCCAUUUCUUACCAGAUGUUGGCUGCGACGCACAGUGGGUUUCUCUCCACCAAAAGAAUUGAUUAAAAUGGAAAAACAAGGGCAGAUUCUUUUUGACAUCUUCUGAACUGUUUAUCCUUUUUGAAUGUUUUGAACUCCAAUAACCAGUUCAUUAUCUCUAUUACUUUUUUUAGAAGGACAGCAGACAAAAGGCAAAAUGUGCUGAAAAUGGGGAUGACAUGCAGCAAGGGGUCGAAGAUCAGGAUUAAAUCAAGGCUGUAAUGAUUUGUAAUGAGGCGUAGAACAUUAUGCUCCACCAGGUGAAGACCCCUUGUUUGAUAAUAAAUGUCAUAAUAAAGUAAUACCAAUAAUACCUUCCAUUCAGUUUCAUUUAUGCUCCUCGAGGCAAGUUUGUUUAGCACAAUUCAUACACAAGGCAAUUCAAAGAUGCAAGGAAAUACAGAAAAAAAAAUGGUUUAAAAUCAGUAGGACAACAGAUUUUUUUUUUUCGUCUGUUCUGUGUUUGCCCUAAACACCAUGGAAACCAUUGUUUCUUUGAAAAACCAAAUAGGUCACAAGCUUUCAGACCUGGGGCUUCCCAGAUGGCAAAUAGUUUUCUCUUUGUCUAUCUCGGACAGUAUUAUCCCCAAUUCCCACUGCAUCCAGAAUGGCUGCGAAAAGGUUGUAUGCGCCAAUCGCAGCUGAUCAUUUCCAUUCAAGUUAAUGCGUCAAUUUCCAUCAGCUUCUUUCCGUUUCGCUGCUGUUCAGCAGAGUCCACGCUGAUCGCAAGAGUUGUUCUUUUUUUCCGGACGCCGCAGCAUGCAGCGUAAAUUUAGCAUAGAUUACCCUGUGCUGGAAAGGAAGUCGGACACAGAGACAAAAUAAAACAUCCCGCUUCUUAAAAAAAAAAAAAACACUACGUGCUUCGGGCGGAUUGUAUUUCAGACCAUGCAAACGGGUGAGGACAAAUAGGUCAAAGGUUUUCAGACAGCAUUUAAUCCCGAUGACACCAUGGAUGAGGAGAUGCUGAGUCUAGAAGUCUAGAAGUGGAUUUCCUCCUCUGGAAGGACACAACUACUACUACUGUCUACUGUUUAUAUGGUUAUGUGGCUGUCUUUAUAGAGACAACUCGUUAUCGUGUGAUUGCAUGUAAAUCCACAGGUUCUUGUGAGGUCUCGCAAUUCCUGCUGUCCAAAAUCUGCCACAAAAUUUGCCUCACAAAUGCAUCCAGUAGGAAUUGGCGGACGUUGAAUACCGCUGCUGUUCCUUAGCGGAGCCGUUCUGGAUGCAGUGCAUAUUGGUGGUUAGUCCCUAAAACUAAACGUAAACAUUUUCAUCCUCACAAAGGUGAGGUAUUUUGUAAGUCAGUCUCUGCAGGAUUGCUUCUUUUUCCUGGUUUUAUUCAGUAAAUUGGAAACAGGGUGAAAUCUUUCACGCAUGCAUGUUAACAUAAUCUCAGUCCAUGAAACUCAGGAGAUAAUCCUGUAUUAGUCUGAUCGCCUCAUUCAUCUGAUCAAUUCCUCCAGUUGGUCUCUGCAGGACUUUGGAGACCUCUAAAUGUCCAGGCAGACAGAAUCAGUGAAAGCUGUAAGAGUGAAAGGCUGCGUGAUUCGGCUUGAUUGUCAGUCGACCUGAUUGCCCACAAGCCCCUCUUUUCUGAUUGAUGACGCCUCUGUAGAAGAUGGAGUGCAUCUGAGUAAGAAGAUCAGGCCACUUUGGCUCUAAGCAAUGUUAUUUAUCACCUGUCUCCAUACAUGAGCAUCAUUCACAGCCCUGAAAUGCUCUUUCAGUUGUGUAAAACAAAACCAAGCUGCCUCUUUGAUGAUAAUGAGCAGCUGACAGGUUGGCUGAGUUCAGGAGUUUGCAGACAAGAUGUGUAGAGUGUUUUUGCUGCACCAAAGAGCAUAGAGAAGUACAGAGAAAGAUCCUUGUAUGGAUGCAUCAGGGCUCAGGGAAAGAAAUCUGUUGAUUUCUCGGGGUGUCAGAUGUGAGAAAAAGGAGACGAGCUCGGCUAUCUCAGGAUCUUUGUGCAAGAAGAAGCGUAGGAGAGGAGGGUGCCAGAGGGCUGGAGUAAGAAGCUUUGCCUUUCAGUUUUUACAUACAGUCAUCCAUCUUUUAAUCUUAAGCGACAAAGACAGAGAGUGAAAAAAAGAGAAUUUCCCUUAGCAAGCAUUAGAUAAUCCUCACAGAGGAGCGAUGCCAAACAGCCUGUGAGCACCUUACAAAUGAACAAUGCCCCCGCUGACAUGAAGCCAUUCUCCAGCAUAAACCCAGAAGAGCAUUUUAAUGAAAUGCACAAAAGACAGAGAGAGAUUGCCAUGUUUUCUGGCAAUGCAAAGCCUGUUUACUCACACUUCAUUCACAGUUUGCGUGUUGGGAGGAUUAAUCCACCGGCAAAGUCAGUGGGAGGUCAGGAUGGUUGGCACGUAUAGCUGCAGUACGGUAGUGGUCUGGCUGGGUGAAUAAGAGAUGCCUGAAAAAGAGAUGCACAAGUAAACCAGCUGAAGUCGUCAUUUAUUUGUGAAUGAAAAUCCACCGCCUGCUCCUCUGAACCCACCUGAAAACUUGAUCAUUUUUAUAGAUGAUCUAACUCUGUCUGAGUUUGAUCAAAGCCAACCACAGAUCUCACUAUGAAAACAGUGAGUCCCACAGUCCUUCAAUGGAUUAGAGGAUAAAUACUUUCAAAUUUAUCUCAACAAUUGUGCCUUUACUAGAACUUUCCAUGUACCACCUCUUUACCUCACAUGCUCAGGCUGCAGAUGACGAGUUUUUUCACCCUUUACAGAUCCUGAGCUGCUACAGCAAACAAUAAACUCUGUAUGUGUCUCCUGAGACAUAAGCUGAAAACAUUAGCAUAUAAAGUAUGUUUAUAGUUUUCCACCAACAGAAUUAACGAAUCAAGUUAUAUUCAAGGUCACUGAGCCAAUUAACUCUUUGCUGUGGGCUAAAACAGACGUAAAAAAAAUGUGAUCACUGAUCAAACAUUAGUUGUGUCAUUUCCUUCAAACCUGAGCUUCAAAAACCUACAAUAUUAACAAGACCACUCAAGACUGUGUCAUUUUUUAAAUGCCUUGUAUACAGUGUUAUAAUUAUGCUGGUGCUAUGGUAAAGAAAUGCUCUGGUUGUCAGUGUAAAGUGGUCAAAUCUACAAGAAAGAGGAAAUCACUACUGGCUCAAUGAUACGAUAUUAUCACGAUGCUUGGGCCACAAUAUGGUAUUAUUGUGAUUUUUAACAUUUUGCAAUACAGUGAGUAUUGCAAUACAAAAUAUUUCGAUCUAUUCUAAUUAGCGAGUUUAGCAUUUGUCUUUCCUUUAUUUUUGUCUUAUUUACACUGUAUUUUAUUUUUUGUAUUUUAUUCGUGUAGCACAUCUUGCAAAACUUAUAUUUUGUUGGACUAACGCUCUCCUGCUCUAUGAUAUCACCUUUGCCAACCUCACUGGACAAACAGUUGAUUUAAUUAUUCCAUCAUCAUAGAUUUGACUUCAUAUAAGCAACUAAUUUGAAAAAAUCGAUACUUGGUCAAUGAGACAAUACAAUAUAUCACCAGACAAAAUAUCACCUUACUUUGCUGUAUUGAUUUUUCUACGAGAAAGGGUUAAAAAAAGACUGAAACAAAGUUAAACAGUCUUUGAUAGUGGCAUGUAAGACAUUUUAUGAUAUGUGCAACAUUUAAGCUACAGGUUACUAAUUAAUUGAUCAUUUAACUAUCAAGAUCAACCAGAAGCAGCUCAUAUUUCAAAAUAAAAGCAUAGUUUUACAACACAGAAUCCAACAUGCAAAAUUAAUGAGAAAAUAUCAAAAUUAACGCAUGACAAAUAAUCAUUUUAAGAGGUGAAGUCUUAACUCACUCUUCUAAGCUGCUGGUGCUAGCUUCGUUAGCUAGUUAAAAGUAGCUGGCUGGAGUCUCGUGGCAACAAUCUCCAUGUCAGCCUGAAAAUAUUUCAGUCUGUAACUUCAUGUGAGUGUCUGCUUUUGUCUCCUAGUCUGUCCUUUAUUUUAAUCAUCUAUGAAUUUAUCAUUUAAAAAAACAAAUAGACUUGAUCAUAAUUUUGACACUGUUUUCUUCAUAAUCAAUCAAUCAAUAGUAUAAGAACAAUUCACUUUAUCAGCUGUCCUAUUUUAUUAUCAGGGGUUGAAUCUGACACAGAAUCAAACGCUGAAAAAGGAAACUGACUGUGUGGGAAUAAUGUGUCGAUUAUUUUAGGAUGUUAAACAAAAGAGCCAGAAACAGCAGAGAGGGUUGUGGAGAAAUGGGGGGGGGGGGGGGGUGUGGGUGGGAGAUCAUUAUGAAGCUCUGUGUGGUGGAGGCGGGAUAGUGUGUGUGUGUGCGUAUCUGUGGGUGGGUGGCUGGAGGCUGACACAUCCCAAUUAUUGACUGGAGGUGUAGCAAAGUAGAGAAAGAGUGAAAAUAAAAUAAGCCUUUACUAGAAAUUCUUUAGAAAACUUGAUGACAGACUUUUGAAUUUUUGAUUCUCUUAUUCAAUUGUUGUCUCUAGAGGAAAGUCCCCUUUUCUCCAGUGUUACUCCCAUUAAAAAAGAAAGAUGUUGUAAAUUUAAAGCAUCAAGUGAAUUAUCUAUAACCUGCUGCUCAAAAUAUAAAAGGAUUUGAGGAGAUUAACCAAACUUCUGAAAACACUGACUCUUAAAAAUAGGAAAUUUAGAUAUAACAGCAGAAAAAAACACAUUUUUUCACGUUUGUGCUCAAAAAGCAGAUACAAGUCAUUGGUUUGGAAAUGCAGCUAUAUUAUACUGUUACUUUUCGGUUACUCUAGAGAACAAAAGCCUGUUUUUUAACAGGGUCUGUGUUGAAUAUACUAAAAUAUUUCACAUGAAUAAUAAAUAAAUGCUGUUCAAAGCGCUGAAAGCCCCUUUUUAAAACAGCAGGGUGUCCAGAAGAGCCAGAAAAUUACAGGAAGUGUUCAGGGAAAUCUUACAGACAAAAAAGGAGGAGGCUAAAAAAGUCUUCUUGUUUUUAUAAGUUAAAGUCUUAGCUUGUGCUAUAUUUCAUGUUUAAUGUUUGCACAUACAGAGCAAAGUCUAGCAGAGUCGGUUUCCCUGUAUGUGUUACAUAUUUGGCCAAUAAAGCUGAUUCUGAUUCUGGAGAUGGUCUGAUAGAUCCAACAGAAUGAGACCAGAAAGAGCGAGUUACACGCAGGACUCUGGUGUUGUGCUCCACAGUCAUCUGGGCAAUUAAAUGCUUCUGCACCAGUUAAUGCUCUGUGGGCAAAUCCUGUCCAAACACUGCUGUCUCAUAUGUCCGCCCGCAGGUUCAUCCACAAAUCAAUGUGGAGUGCCAGGUCUGUGGUCACUGCAAACACAGCACGAAAAAAGGUGUUUGAAAAAGAGGAGACGGACGGGGAGAGGAAACACCUCCAGUAACCUUCCUAUGAGAGUUAUUUAUUUAGCCAAUCCCUCCAUCUCACAUUGGGACUAAAAGUAGAGAUGGAAAGAACAUUCUCUCCAGAACUGUUCAGGUUUCUUAUAUAACACGGUGAAGCUGAAGCAUUUGGCCAUUUUUCUACUGAAUAUUUCAGGUCCACUGAGGAAAAGUGAGGAAAAGUGUCACAAGCACAAAAAACGUUCUGCCUAGUCUCACAAAAAAAAGGGAACAUGUAUAUUUCCUGUGCAUGCAUCUCAGAAACUUAUCCGUGUGGCCAAGUCACUGAGCUACCGUCGCUUUUACACCAGUACUACUUUGUUCUGAGGUUCAGACAGCUUUGUGAGUGGGCAACAGGAGACUAAUUAUUUCAUACUGGCAUCCAUGAAAACCCUCAUUUCAGCUAUUUUAGCCACGGCCUUGUCUUGAAAGGAGUCGCUCAGAAAACCUUGAAAACUUGCCUGAUGAUAAAGCUGCCAUCCAUAAAUAUCACACUAGGGACUCAAUUCAGCAUGGACAUCCAACACUAUAAUAUUAAAUGUUUAUAUGAAAGUACAGAGCAGAAUAAUACUGUAAUACUGUAGUAAAUCUGUAUACCUUUGAUACUAAUUCUUGUCUUUUUUUGCAUCCUGGUUUUAGAUGACCUCUUAUUUGCCUAUAAAGGGUAUCCUGGGCCUAUAAAUGAAGGUUUAAGUCUUCUUUCCAGAGACAGGAAGAGGACCAAUCGUGCCAGCUCACAAGCACCUCCUUCUCUGUUUCGUGGUGACAUGCAACUAAUCCUCUGUGUCCUGUUUGUGUCUUCUCUUCUAUCUUUCUUGGCUCUUCUUCCUCUCUCUCUAUGAUCUCUUUCUCUCUAUGAUCUAUAACCUUUCAGUCUCGUCAGACACCCGAGGGCGAGUUCCUGCCACUGGACCAGUGCGAACUGGAUGUGGGUUUUGGGACGGGUGCAGACCAGCUCUUCCUGGUGUCUCCUCUCACCAUUUGCCAUGAAAUCAACCCCAAGAGCCCUUUCUUCGACCUCUCCCAGCGCUCUCUCAUGAACGAACAGUUUGAGAUAGUAGUUAUCCUGGAGGGCAUCGUGGAGACCACUGGUGAGGACUAUCCUCCUGAAUUUCACUUCCUGUCACUUCUACGACCUAUUCUUUGCAAUCACUGCUUCUCGCUCUUAUUCUCCCUCUUCACUCUCAAUCUAAAUGUAAAUUUCCUUAUUAAUAUCAACCCACAUGCAUUUCUGGCUAAUAGAUUCUCAUGAUCGAAACCUCUAAAAUCUCAUUACUGGACUUGCCUAGUCCUGCUUGCUUAAAGGUUGCAGAAGCUGAAGAAAACCAAGAAGGAGAAUCAUACUCAUGUACAAAUGGCACCCUGAUUGAAUUAUGUGGGAUAUUUAUUAUCACAGAAUUGGUUAACGCCCAUCCCAUGCAUAAUAAAAGCUUGUGGUCAUAAGUGCGCAUGUCACUUUGAUGAAUGAGCCCAGGUUUUAAGUUCCUCUCCAUCAUUUCAAAUGUCAGCAGAAAAAAAGAGAUAGCUCAGAGCCUAUAAGACGUUGUUUUAUACAACACUGCUUCCUCUGUUGCAUUUUUAAAAGGAUUAUUCCUCCCUGAAGUCUGAUACAAAUAAAUCCAUCUUCUUCCAUUCUUUUUAGCUCUGCCUCAAUCCAUCCCCCAGAACCCUCAGUUUGCCUUUGCUGUGGGGAAAACCACAGAGCUGAAUAGGCUUAGAGCAGGAGGGAGGGAUCAGCAGGGAAGCCGACACGGUCUGUGCUCUGUUGAUAAAACAAUUAAACUGGGGACAGUCACAAGUUUAGUGUUGCUGUGCUCAGGCUCUCAGAGCUGAGGGGUCAAGGAGAGAAGCCCUGGGACUGCCACCUUAAAUACUCCACCUUUAGUCAACCUUUAUCUAACAAAGAAAACCUAUCAACAGAGACCCCUCAGGAGUUCUCCCUCGGACCAAACUGGUGUUCACAGCUUUGUAAACGGCUGUCUCUUCAGCUCAUAGUUAUUAUAUUCAGGAUACACUAAAUCUGAUGCGGUUCUUGCCUGAUCUGAUUUGAGUCAUUCAAAACAGCAAACAACUCAAUGUACUGUGAUAGAUUUUAAAAAGAGUGCACCUCAUCUGAGAGGUUUGCCUCGAUCCAAAAUAGACCUGAGUGGUUAUCCUCAGUUCAAAAUGCAAUAAACACAAACAAAUACAGAGAGCCAACAGUGGUAUGAUUCACAGACUCACAGGCAACAAAAACCUCAAGUUGAUACUCAGUCUCUUGUCAUAGAACAUGAUCUGACCUGUUCUGUUCUGUCUGCUGAGAUCCACUUUUUACAUGUGAAACAGGAGCCUAGCUGGACCCAACUGGACUGAGACAAGUUUCUAUCGGCUUUGUCAACUUUGAAACUGAGCUGAAAAUCAUUUUUAAGCAAAUGACUUCACAUCUCAAACAUCUUCAAAUCAGUCUAUGGUCAAAAUGGUCCAGUCCCUACUCAGUACUGGUCCCUUACUGGUACUUGACAAGUGCUCAAUAUCAUUUCUUUUCAAGAAUCUUUGGUGUCUCUUACAAACCUAUUAGAUCAACUGUAAACGAUAUCCAAGUGAGUCUUGGCCUGAACCUGAUCUUGAGGCUCUACUAUCCUGUCAGCUCGACUUUAAAGAAGGAAACAGACCAUUUCUCCUCUUAACUUUUUCCUAUGCAGUGCACUUUGUUGAUCCAGCAUGUACCAGGAAGUUGCUGUCUUGAUUUUUAUUAUUUUUUUUACAUUUGUGAAGGACAGUCAAAGAUGUUUUCUUGUCCCAAAGGAGGAGGCAACAGAAAACAGAAGCUACCGUAUAGAUGUCUCAGAAUUACAAAGUGAAAAGUAAAGGGGUGUAUAAUUGGUCUCCCCUAGCAACAGGCCUUACAAAUUAUUAACUCAAUACCAGGUUACCGGGUUUUACAAUGAUGUUGGAUCACCCAUAUCUGCUAUUGAUUACUCUGACUGCUGAUAGGCUCACAGGAUAACCACUUGCUAGGACUAAAUUACUUUUACGCCAUUAAGGUAGAAACAAACUAUACUUUCAAUACGAGGAAUGUAUUCAUUCUUUUGUUUAAGACUCUUCUGCUCAAUAAAGACAGAAAAUGCAGUUUAGUGGCAUCACGGUGGUUUACCACAGAGAGGGAGGACCAGCACAUCAGACUAGGGACCGGUGUAGGCACCAGAUGUGUUCAGGCUGGCAGAUCAGCCCAGCGCCUGUUGAAGACGUCACACUACGGCAAGUCCACUUGGACAAACUACGUUGCACUCCAAUUAAUAAGUCAAAUGUGCUUGGUUAAAAGCCCCUUGCGGUUUUAUAUGGAGAGAAAAUUUCAACAAAUGGGGCUCUAUUUUCGUUCUUUGCCCGCUUCGUGGCGCAGGUGUUUCCAAACACAAUUCGGUAUUUUGGUGAGCGGCGCAGCCCGGUGUAAGUAUCCCCCCUCCCUAACUCAGCUCCUCCCAGCGGCAUAAGUCGUAGAGAGGGCGUGGAGUGGGUUUAACACAGCUGAGACCUGCUUUUGCCAAUCAGAACCGCUUCUCUCCUCACAUUUAAAUCUGGCGAGGCGCAUUACAAUUUUCGUGAAGUAGUCAAAGAGAUCAAGAGAUGGCUGAAGACAGCAAUGCCACACAAUGGCGACAGAAGGCAGUCCCUCAACAAGUGUUGCUGUAAGUGCUGCAGAGGGCGUCCUGCACACUGUCUCAUAUUGGCACAGAGGGAUUUGGUGUGUGUAAUGUUGGACCCACUGGUAAGACAAACAACCUUUUCCACAAAUAAAGACACUCACAUAAAGUUGCAUAUAUUUAAACCUCACGUGACAAAGGUGGGUUGUGCGCACAGAUCACAACAUAAAUUCAAAUAGAACCAUUCCAUUAAAAUCAGAACCAUCUGUGCGUAAUGACGCAUCGCGUUCUGUGGCCUGGCUCUUUCUUUCACAGAUGUUGGCAUAUAAAAUAGAUUUGGCUCACAAAACUGAAUAUUAGAUAUCCGUAUGUAGGCUUAAAGUAAAUAACUCAUCUGAGCACUGAAACAAAUCAUCUGUUCAGCCGCCGCAGCAGCAGCUGCAGCAGCACAGGGAGAGGACACGGAGACAUGUCCAGGUCGAGCUGUGCGAGAAAUAAGAGGAAGAGGAAGAGAGAAAAGGAGAGAGACGUAUUACAUAUCUUGUUAACUUCAUCAUGUGUGUCUAUUUACUAGAUAUUUAAUUUAAUUUAAUGCGGUUUCAGCUAUGUUGAUUCGGUCAGGUUGAGUGUCCAAACGCGUGCCAAACGCACUCAUCAGAUCAGAUAUACAGUGCAUCUGGAAAGUAUUCAUACCACUUCACUUUUUCCACAUUUCGUUAUGUUACAGCCUUAUUCCAAAAUGGAUUAAAUUCCCUUUUUCCCUCAAAAAUUCUACACAAAAUACCCCAUAAUGACAAAGCAAAAAACUUUUUUUUAGAACAUUUUGCAAAUUUAUUAGAAAUAAGAACACUCAAAUGUUGCAUAUACGUAAGUAUACACACCCUUUACUCUUGGUUGAAGAACCUUUGGCAGCGAUUGCAUCCUCCAGUCUUCUUGUGUAUGAUGCAACAAGCUUGGCACACCUGGAUUUGGGGAGUUUUUCCCCACUCUUCCUUGCACAUCCUCUCAAGCUCAGUGAGGUUGGAUGGGCAGCGUCAGUGCACAGCUACUUUCAGGUCUUUCCAAAGAUGUUCAAUCGGGUUCAAGUCUGGGCUCUGGCUGGGCCACUCAAGGACAUUCAGAGACUUGUCCUGAAGCCACUCCUUUGUCUUCUUGGCCAUGUGCUUAGGGUCAUUGUCAUGCUGGAAGAUGAAGCGUCUCCCCAGUCAAAGAUCUCAAGCGCUCAGGAGCAGGUUUUCAUCAAGGAUUUCGAUGUACCAAACAUCUUCCAUUUCUUAAUGAUGGAGACCACUGUGCUUUUCGGGAUCUUCAAUGCAGCAGAUAUUUUUCUGUAACGCCGAUACAACCCUGUUUCGGAGGUCUACAGACAAUUCUUUCGACUUCAUGGCUUGGUUUGUGCUCUGACAUGCUCUGUCAGCUGUGGGAUCUUAUAUAGACAGGUGUGGCUUUCCAAAUCAUGUCCAAUCAGCUGAAUUUGCCACAGGUGGACUGCAAUCAAGUUGGAGGAACAUUUACAAGGCUGAUCAGUGGAAACAGGAUGCACCUGAGCUCAAUUUUGAGUUUUAUAGCAAAGGGUGUGAAUACUUAUGUAUAUGCAACAUUUGAGUGUCUUAUUUUAAUACAUUUGCAAAAUGUUCUAAAAAAAAGAUUUUGCUUUGUCAUUAUAGGGUAUAUUGUGUAGAAUCUUUGAGGGGAAAAAGGAAUUUAAUCCAUUUUGGAAUAAGGCUGUAAUAUAACAAAAUGUAGAAAAAGUGAAGUGGUAUGAAUACUUUCCGGAUGCACUGUAGAUCAGAAUACAUCGAUAUAGAUCUAAAUGUAUGUGCUGACUCAGAAUAUUGGUUGUUGUUGAUUAUCUGUUGCACUGAAAUGUGCCUGACACUGUGGAACCCUGCCGGUGAGGCAUCUGUGACGUACGCCGAUACGCCGCUGGUCUACCAAAAUACCACUAUACCAGCUGCGCUCCGCCUGCGCUGAAAACUGACCAGGUUUGAAUCGGCAAGCUUUCAGCGCACAUUAUAUGCCAUCGGCAAGCACGAAAAUGUCACUGCGCCAGCCGAUUCUGUCGACACCUCCCCCUGCCGCGCCACCACGCCCAGCUUGGCAGACCUCGGUGUGCCUCAGGACAUGAAAAUACCAAACUGGCUGUACGCCGGGCUCCGCCAGACAAAAAUACCACUGCGUGGGGUCUGCCACCCUCCGCCACAUCGCCAGCGGACACAAAAAUAGAGCCCAUUGAUAUAAAGAAAAAGGAAAAUAAUCUACGUAGGAUCUCCAUUAAUUAUGGAUAGUUUUGCUUUUAUUCCCUAUUUCCUUUGGGAACCUAAAAGAGGUGGUAGUCCAGCUGUCGUAAGUCCCCUUUGAGAAGUAUCGAUAGAUUGCUCCGGAAAAUACAUCCAUGUUUUCUUCGACGAACUACAAUCCCAUGAAACCUAAUCUGGCAAAAACCACUUCCGUCUGUAUUGUCCGGACCAACCACAAUCUUCUAUGUCAUCUGAACCAACUUUCAGCUAAUCAUAUAGUGUGACGUCAUCAACAGGCACCGGGCCCCGAGCCAAUCUGGCAGCCCGAACACAUCUGGUACCUACACAGGUUAAUGCUGCAGAGAUACCAGCCUAUGGAGUCCUGACUUUGUGGUGUGGUAUGGCCACAUCGUGACAUGCUGUUGGCCUCUUUUUGGAUCUUAGGGUUGGUGUAGUAAGGAGACAGCAUUUAAUGAGCAGAUCAGCUUCAUUUCUAUGCAGAUGACUAACUCUUUGCAUAUUUGGUUUCACUCUCAUAAAAAGGCAGGAAUGAUUAUGAGCCCAGUAAACGCUGCCAGGACUUUUACAUAAAGUCUUCUUCAGGGACACCCUGCUCGAUUUCUGCCAAGUGUUUGCAUAUUCUGCUGAGGGCUUUCAUUUCCAUUUUCAUGUCAUAAACAUUAACCGUUUGGUUGAAUACUCAUAUGAUGGGGAGCAAAACUGGCACAUAUGUCCAAAAAUCAACCCAUAGGCUUCCUCUGCAGCAGCAUAACUACUGAUAUGGAUCCGUCGUCAGCAGAAAUACAUUAACUGGCCUUAUGUGACAAGGAAACUCAGCCAGGAAACUAUCCUGGUUUCACCCACAUAAUCAGAGCAAAACCAAAGGCUCAUUAAGGGUAGAAAUGACCUUUGCAUAGAUGGAGAACUGUUGAAGGUUUUCUAUGGAUGAAGAUGAGUACUGAGCUUGGAAUAGCAUCAGGCUAUGACAUAACACUGCACAUAUAAUCCCUCAGAGGGACGGGAUCAGACUCCUACUCUCUUGCUAAGUGAAGUGUUUAGCUGAAAAGCUCAAGUUGAAGCAGAGCCGCUGGAUCAGAAAAUACAUGGAUAAGUACCUAUUGAUUGCAAAAAGACUUCUCACGAGCAUUCAAAUGUUAAGAAAAUUACAUUACAGGAGGUCAAAUGGAAAAAAAUAAAUACUUGGCAUUUUUCAUACAGCAGACAGACAGAAUCCAGAUUUAUGCUGAAUCUUAGCUGCUCAGUAUAUUAUCGAUGCAGAAAAGCAGCAAAAGCAUUAGUUUGUCAAUUUGAGAAGAGCAAAGAUCUAGGCUUGCAGACAUCACAAACACCAACACAAGGUGCAAUUAAGACAUGUUAAGACAGGACCCAUGACAUUUCCCAUUGAUGUAUUGAUGACUGCAUGGUGCUGUAUGACUGCUAAUGAUGUUUAUCAGAUUCAAUCUGGCAAUCAGCACUGAUAACAGGCGUCACUCACCUUUCACCUGGAUUACUCGAGCACAACAAGUAAAAAUUGAUUACCACGGAUUGAAAAGAAAUUGCAAAGCUUUGACAAGAGGAGGGAAUAGUUCAAAAGAGCAUUAAGUGUUUGUAAGUGUGUGUCUGAACAUCAGAGAGGACAGUUUUUGAAUAUCUAAGGACAACGUAAUAACAGUUUCUCAAAGUAACCAUUUAGGGAUAGGAAAUGACAAGAACCCUUCCCGUGGAUCUGCCAUUAAACCAGGAUUUUACUCAACUGUGUGUGACUCAGAGGUUACAUGGUAGAUUUUACAGGAAGGAGCAUGAAGCAGAGAAUCAAGAGGCAAUACAACACAGGAGAGCAGAAAAAGAGAUGAUGAGAAAGAGAGCUCAUCAGCCUGUCACCUUUCUUGCACUUAAACCUCAUGUAUUCAUGUUUUAUUGCCAUGCUGUCACUCUCUUCUCAUAGGUAUGACAUGCCAGGCCAGGACUUCCUACACCGAGGAUGAGGUUUUAUGGGGCCAUCGCUUCCUGCCGGUGAUGUCUCUGGAGGAGGGCUUUUUCAGGGUAGAUUACUCUCAGUUCCACAGCACGUUCGAGGUACCGACACCACCAUACAGCGUCAAAGAAUACGAGGAGAAGAACUCACUGCCCUCGCCUUUAUCUUCGCCCACUCCUGCGCUGACUGAAAGCCACGGUGCACGGCGUGACCGCGUGUUUUCUGUGGAUUGCAUCAACACAUCAGAGGAAAGAGGCCGCCAGGGAGGGAGCGGGGGUCGUCUGCCGAGCAAGCUGCAGAGGAUGAGUUCAUCAGGGAAGGAAGACCUACAAAGGAAGGUGCUUCUGCUCAGCUCCCAGCACUCAGAAAAGGCCUGCAGCACAGGGGACCUGCCACUAAAGCUCCAACGUCUCAGCUCAUCACCGGGACCUGAGUCAGAGAACCGGCUGCAGCUCAAGUCACUCAAGGUGGGCUUCGAACCCAUGACUCAGUCGACAGGAGAUCUGUACCAGCACAGCCUAGCCCCUACACUAUCCCCUGCUCCGGUCCCAAUGCGAAGCCCGCUGCUUUCAGGAGGAAGGCCUGAGGACAAUCUGCCUGCGAAGCUGCGUAAGAUGAACGCUGAUCGCUGAAACCAUAACAACAAACUAAGCGACCUCUGGACAAGACAAAUAGAAAGAAACUCGCAUGAAAACAGACCAAGAGAUGUGCUUUGCCUUUGGAGGAUGUGAAAGGGGGGAAAGUAAUAUUGUUUUUUUUUUGUUUUUGUUUUUUUCUUGAGACACAAUCUCUACUGGAAUUACUGUGAUUUUUGUGUUUCAUAGCACAUGCAGAAUUUGUCACACAGGAAACAUCACGCUUAACCAUCGAAACUCGAUCAUUCUGCGAGAGUUUGAUUGCACGCACGCACUAAAUCCAUUGUUUGAUGUAUGCACCUCUGAAAUUAAUAGUCAACCUUAGUUUUAUUGAAAUAUAAAUUACAUUAAAUUAUGAUAAUAAAUGCUGUUUGAUUCUCUUUCUUUUGUUUUCAUUGUGGUUGUAGCACAAAUAAAGCAAGCGUUAAGUUUAUGGACUCAUUA
Xyrichtys novacula (pearly razorfish) is the source of this 23037-nucleotide messenger RNA. The record is from the annotation of a GenBank genome assembly. NCBI's taxonomy places the organism in Eukaryota, Metazoa, Chordata, Actinopteri, Labriformes, Labridae.